CCCAUACAGGUGGAGGUAGUGGAGUCGGUAUGUUCAGCCUAAGCCCAGGGUGGUAACUGGCAGGCGCCUGCAGCACCCUUUCCUUUUUGCCUUACACUGGACCCUACAUCGUACUUGGUCAGCAGUGACAGCAGAACCUGAGUGGGAAAGAUGGUUGUCGUAAGGAGGAGGAACGUGAAAGUGUUUACCUUCGCCUUUUUGCUCAUCACAGUAACGUCAUUUCUGCUGAACUACACGCACCAGGUGACCACGACCACCUGGGAUCCGAGACAUCUCAUCAUGCAGUUUUCAGAGCAAGUCCAAAAACUCUUCAAGUACCCCAGGAGACCGUGCAGCUGUCACACGUGCAUUUCUGAGCUGGGACAUUCCCUCUGGUUUGAUCAGAGAUUUAAUUCAACUAUGCAACCUUUCCUGACCUCACAAAACGCCUUGAUCCCAGAAGAGAGCUACAGGUGGUGGCUGAAAUUGCAAGGAGAGAAAACUCCGAAGAAUAUUAAUGCUACUCUCAAGGAUUUGUUUGGGAUCAUUCCUGGGGAUGGGGAUCCACUGCAGGAGCGAGGCACUUACACGUGCAAACGGUGCGCCGUCGUGGGCAACUCUGGGAACCUCCGGCAGUCUCAAUAUGGCCAAGAUAUUGAUGCCCAUGACUUUGUGCUCAGAAUGAACCGUGCCCCCACCACUGGCUACGAAUCAGAUGUUGGGAGCAAGACCACUCACCACUUCGUUUACCCUGAGAGCUACAAAGAGCUGGCAGAAAAUGUGAGCAUGAUCCUGAUCCCCUUCAAAACCUUGGACCUGCGCUGGGUUGUCACCGCUCUCACCACAGGCACCAUCAACUUCACAUAUGUUCCAGUUCCACGGAAAAUCAAAGUCAAAAAAGAAAAGAUCCUGGUUUAUAAUCCAGCUUUUAUGAAAUACGUCUACGAAAACUGGCUCCAGCAUCAUGGGAGAUACCCCUCCACAGGCCUUCUGUCUUUGAUAUUUGCACUCCACGUAUGCGAUGAGGUGAAUGUGUAUGGUUUUGGAGCAGACAGCAAGGGACACUGGCAUCACUACUGGGAAAACAACGCUUCAGCUGGGGCUUUCCGGAAGACAGGUGUCCAUGACGGAGAUUUUGAGUUCAAUAUAACUUUGACUCUUGCCUCCAUUGAAAAAAUAAAUUUUUUCAAGGGCAGAUGACCCUGGCCACAGGGAGAAGUGGGGGCUGCAAUUUCCAACAUGCAGCAGAAUGAAGCUCGGUGAAGAUGAUCUGGGCGCCAGCCAGGUUUGAAUGUGUGAAUCUGCGGUGAAUUCGGAGCAUCUCACUGCUGCAAUGCUCACUGCAGGGAGCUCGGCCGAGGACCGGCUUCCACGCUGCACGUGAUUUCCUAUCUACAGAUAGCUGGGAACUACCAAUCGGUUGUGGGAAUAAAUGAAUCUCUGCUUAGCCUCUACGGCUUGAUUUCUGAAUUACUGAUGAAAGAUCUGCCUGUUACAAUUAGGGGAAACCUGGGCACAAGAACUGCUGUUUGUGUGUCUGUUCUUUCCUUGAGCAAGGCAGGAGAUCCUGGAAGAAGAGUGAAAAUGACUUCUGGGACUUGAGACCCACUAGGGCAGCUGUGAACAUCGUAGUAAGGAUUACCUCAAAGAAAUUAAUUCAUUUCUGCUGUUGAUCUUCUUUUUGAACUGCGUGUUCUGUUUCCUCUAUUAGUUCUGGUUUCAUGCUGUAUUAAGCAAAAAAGAGAUGAGGUUGCCUGGAGUAGUAAAUAUUUCAGCUGUUGCCUCAUUCUGCAUUGAUAGUGUCUAGAAAAUACAAAUCAAAUAAUCUCUGAUCAUAUAUUAUUUAAUAUCAGUUCCUAUACAGCCAUA
Charadrius vociferus (killdeer) is the source of this 1848-nucleotide messenger RNA. RefSeq names its product ST3 beta-galactoside alpha-2,3-sialyltransferase 1 (gene ST3GAL1). The record is from RefSeq and is a predicted model, not a curated record. Gene Ontology annotation, molecular function: beta-galactoside (CMP) alpha-2,3-sialyltransferase activity. NCBI's taxonomy places the organism in Eukaryota, Metazoa, Chordata, Aves, Charadriiformes, Charadriidae. The coding region runs from base 151 to 1179 and encodes 342 amino acids. The transcript is spliced from 6 exons.